CACCUCCAACACCUGCAGACCAGCCACCGUCAUGCCCAGCAGCCAGGCCCGGUGCCGGGCCAGAGAAAGGAACAACGUCCUGAACCGGCCCGAGUUUCUGUCCCUGAACCAGCCCCCCCGCAGGGAGCAGGGGACAGGGGAGGGCCGGGGGGGCGGCGGUCCAAGGAGAGCCUCAUUCAGACAGCAGAGUCAACAGGAGGACGCAGGACUGAGGGGGUCAAGGGACUCCUCAGAAGGGGGCUCAGCGGCUGACGUGGGGGUGAAGGAGACGUCUCGCUGGCCGGAGCAGGACUGUAUGCAGCUGAAUCCGUCAUUUCGAGGCAUCGCCAUCAACUCUCUGCUGGCCAUCGACAUCAGCCUGUCAAAGCGCCUGGGGGUGUGCGUGGCGGCCCGCGGCCCCGGGGCCCCGCUGCGUUCCAUGGUGACCCUGCUGGCCCUCAGCGGACAUGCCCUCCCCUGGCUCUGCGGGACUCUGAUCUGUCUGUGGAGGAGCAACACGCUGGCUGGACAGGAAGUCCUCGUCAACCUGCUGCUAGCUCUGAUCCUGGAUCUGAUGACAGUCGCUGGGAUGCAGAAGUUGGUCAAACGCAGAGGACCGUGGGAUUUCCCUCCGGGGUUUCUGGACUACGUUGCCAUGGAUGUAUAUUCUUUUCCAGCAGCCCACGCCAGCCGAGCCGUCAUGGUUUCCAAGUUCCUGCUGAACCACCUGGUGCUGGCGGUGCCCCUGAGGAUCCUGCUCUACCUGUGGGCCUUCCUGGUGGGCGUGUCCCGGGUGAUGCUGGGUAAACAUCACCUGUCAGACGUUGGCUGUGGUUUUGCUCUGGGCUUCCUGCACUUCAGUCUGGUGGAGUCAGUCUGGCUGGACUCUGCUACCUGCCAGACCCUCAUCUCCAUCGGCACGCUGCGCUGGACUCCACUGGUUUAGCUGGGAACGGUCCCAACUGGUGUGGACUGGAUCAGACUGUUCUGUCUAGACUCCAGAUGUUCACCUGUGAUGGCACACACUGGACACGUUUUUAAACUGGUUUGGAUUGAUGUAAAGGUCUGACUCUGGUUUGGACUGACGCUCUGCUCCAACGACACAUCCUGGACACACCUUGUUUGGACCAGUUUGGACUGGUUUAGAUAGAUGUAACAUGGCUGUAGUCCAGUUUGGAUUGCAGUAGCUGCCAGACCCGUCGGUUCAGUACGCUGCGCUGGAUGUCUCUGGUUUAGUCGCUUUGGACUGGUAGUCAGGUGAGACACAAAGACCAACUGGAGCUCUCUCGCAGUGUUAGCAUUAGCAAUCGCCGCUCAGUUUCAUGCUGCUUUCAUGUUUACGGGGGAGUGGACGGACGCUGAAGUGAAGCUAACAGCUGCUGUAAGCAGCACAAACCAAAGGGUAAAGCAGCUGAAUGUGUGUGUGUGUGUGUGUGUGUGUGGACUUUGAAAAGAAAAUAACUGUAAAGUGUUUUAUGGAUAAAAAAUGAGGCUACAGAAUUAGACUAAUUAACAAAUGUAGCAGUCAGAAACUCAGGAGACGUUUGUGUUUGUGAUGUCAGCUGACGUCAGAGAGGAAACAGAUGGAGUAAAAUCAGUGAGAAUUUAUCAGGAAGCAGCAACUGAACAGAUCAUAGGAAGUUCUUGUCUUGUUUACAUGAAAUAAGUUUGUGUUCAGGUUUGAAACUCAGGCGUCACAUGACGACAGCGAGUCUGUGAACGAGGUUUCAUCUGGGAGUUUUCUGUGUUUGGUACAAGUGUGAACAGCUGAUCAGUUCAGCUCAGCUCGAGUCAGAAAGACCGACAGACGCUCGGUCGAGAGGAAUCGACAAACACGAAACAGAUUGGAGACCAGCAGUUUUCUGGAGAAACUCAGAGGGAACUGAUGGAAACCACAGAAGAAGAAACAAAGUGUAAAGUUUCAACUCUGUUUUGUUUCGUCGAAUAAAAACUCUUCUCACGCA
Messenger RNA from Chelmon rostratus (copperband butterflyfish), 1943 nucleotides. Its product is annotated as inactive phospholipid phosphatase 7-like. The coding region runs from base 32 to 925 and encodes 297 amino acids. Gene Ontology annotation, molecular function: sphingosine-1-phosphate phosphatase activity. Gene Ontology annotation, cellular component: nuclear envelope. Lineage: Eukaryota; Metazoa; Chordata; Actinopteri; Chaetodontiformes; Chaetodontidae. The transcript has 4 exons. The record is from RefSeq and is a predicted model, not a curated record.